AUGAAGUCGUCUCUCGUCGCCUACGCCCUCGCCCUCGUCGGCUUCGCCGCCGCUCGUGACUACGAGGGCAUGCCCAAGUGCUGCUGGCCCGGCCUGGACGAGUGCGUUCCCAAGGCUCCCUGCAAGGGCUUCGACGACAAGGUCUGCAUGUGCGGACCGGCGGCCCAAGCAGCCUUGACGAAGUGCAUGACGGAUGCCAUGAUGAAGGGCACCUGGACGUGUUCGGGAGCGGAGCUCGGUGAGAUGGCCGGCGCCACCUCUUCCUGCGCUACCCUCACUGCCGCUGCUCCGACCACGCAGGCCCCGACCACCAAGGCCAGCACCGUCGCGCCCGCCGUUACCACGACGACACCCGCGCCGUCCUCGGCUGCCGCCCCUACGAACGCGAGCUCGGGCUUCAAGACGUCGACGGCGACCGGCACCGCCUCUCCUUCGGCCAUCACUGCUGGCGCCAAUGCCGGCCCUGCUGUUGGUGCUGUUGCGGCUGUCAUGGCCGCCGCCAUGGCCUUCUAA
Messenger RNA from Purpureocillium lilacinum, 513 nucleotides. RefSeq lists its product as uncharacterized. The record is from RefSeq and is a predicted model, not a curated record. Lineage: Eukaryota; Fungi; Ascomycota; Sordariomycetes; Hypocreales; Ophiocordycipitaceae.